CGACUGGGACUAGGUUCAAAUCUUCCCUCAUGAAAGAGAGGAGGUGUGCACCAACUGUGUUUGGAACUUCUUUUAACUUUUUUUGUGUGAGAAAAACUUCAGACACAGGACUUAACGUUACCUUGACUCUUUUGGUGGAAUUUCUUUGGUUUCAUCACUUCUGAUUUCUUUCGGCAAACGGGUCAUUUACAAAACUUCAUUUGACAGCCGUCGCUUUACCUUGGAUCCAUGAGUGUGAUCGAUAGAUUUUCGUCAUAAGGUGUAGCUUCAUCCAAGAUGGCGUCCGUCAGAUGGCACUGGUGCUGGUUGGUGGUGGCACUGCCCACCCUGCUGGUGCAGCUGGCAGCCUCUCUAAACCUGGAGGACCCCAAUGUCUGCAGCCACUGGGAGAGCUACUCUGUGACGGUGCAGGAGUCCUAUGCCCACCCCUUUGACCAGAUAUACUACACCAGCUGCACCAACGUACUCAACUGGUUCAAGUGCACUCGGCACAGGGUGAGUUAUCGGACAGCCUACCGGCGAGGAGAGAAGACGAUGUACAGGCGCAAGGAGCAGUGCUGCCCCGGCUACUACGAGAGUGGAGAUACGUGUGCUCCCCACUGUGCUGAGAAAUGUGUGCACGGCCGCUGCGUGGCCCCCAACACCUGCCGCUGUGAGCCGGGCUGGGGAGGAGCCAACUGUUCCAGUGCAUGUGACAGUACCCACUGGGGCCCGCACUGCAGUAACCGGUGCCAGUGCAAGAACGGGGCGCUCUGCAACCCCAUCACGGGCGCCUGCAUCUGCCCGCCCGGGUACCGCGGCUGGCGCUGCGAGGAGGAGUGCGAGGCGGGCACCUACGGCGGCGCGUGUCAGCAGAAGUGCCUCUGCCAGAACGGCGCCCGGUGCCACCACAUCACCGGCGAGUGCACGUGCUCGCCGGGCUACACCGGCGCUUUCUGUGAGGACCUGUGCCCGCCUGGUAAGCAUGGGCAGCAGUGUGAGGAGCGCUGUCCCUGCCAGAACGGAGGAGUGUGUCACCACGUCACCGGGGAGUGCUCCUGUCCUGCCGGAUGGAUGGGGAUGGUGUGUGGUCAGCCCUGUCCCGCCGGCCGCUUUGGCAGGAACUGCAGUCAGGAGUGCCAGUGCCAUAAUGGGGCCACAUGCGACUCGGCCAGUGGCCAAUGCUUCUGCAGCCCAGGCUACAUCGGAGAGAGGUGCCAGGAGCAGUGCCCGGUUGGCACGUACGGCGUGGAGUGCCGCCAGACGUGCCGCUGCGGGAACAGUGCCAAGUGCUACCACAUCAGUGGCGAGUGCCUGUGCGAGCCGGGCUACACGGGCGACCGCUGCGAGGUGCGCCUCUGCGUCGAGGGCGUCUACGGGCUCAAGUGCGACAGGAAGUGCCCCUGUCACCACGACAACACGCGCAGUUGCCACCCCAUGUCUGGUGAGUGUGUGUGCCAGGGGGGCUGGGCGGGGCUGUACUGUAACGAGACGUGUACCCCGGGCUUCUACGGCGAGGCCUGCAGGCAGGUGUGCCAGUGCCAGAACGGGGCCGACUGCCACAGCGUCACCGGGGAGUGCAUAUGCGCCCCGGGAUUCAAGGGCCCCAACUGUUCCACACCCUGCUCCUCUGGCACGUUCGGGGUUAACUGCUCGUCCACCUGCACCUGUAAGAACGGAGCCACUUGCUCACCUGUGGACGGCUCCUGUUCAUGCAAAGCAGGCUGGCAUGGGGUGGACUGCUCCAUCAACUGCCCCAGUGGAUCAUGGGGGCUUGGCUGCAACCUCACCUGUCUGUGUGGGGACGGCGGAGCCUGCAACGCCCUGGAUGGGAGAUGUACCUGCGCACCUGGUUGGAGAGGGGAGAGGUGCGACAUGCACUGCCAGGAUGGGACGUAUGGCAUGGACUGUGGGGAGAGAUGUGACUGCAGCCACGCGGACGGGUGCCAUCCGGCCACCGGGUACUGCCGCUGCCUGGCAGGAUGGACAGGUAUCCACUGUGACAGUGUGUGCGCGCAGGGCCGCUGGGGUCCCAACUGUUCCCUGCCGUGUAACUGUAAGAACGGGGCGUCCUGCUCGCCCGACGAGGGCACCUGCGAGUGCGCGCCAGGCUACAGGGGCACCACCUGCCAACGCAUUUGUUCGCCGGGGUAUUUUGGCCACCGCUGCAGCCAGGCCUGUCCCCACUGCGUCCAUAGCAAUGGGCCCUGUCACCACGUCACUGGCCAGUGCGACUGUCUGCCCGGCUUCAAAGGGUCACUCUGCAACGAAGUGUGCCCCAGUGGUCGGUUUGGGAAGAGCUGCUCCCUCACCUGUGCCUGCACCAACAACGGCACCUGCAACCCCAUCGACGGCUCCUGCCAGUGCUACCCCGGCUGGAUCGGCAGCGACUGCUCGCAGCCGUGUCCGCCAGGCCAGUGGGGACCCAACUGCAUCCACACGUGCAACUGCCACAACGGGGCCUAUUGCAGUGCCUAUGAUGGAGAGUGCAAAUGCACCCCAGGAUGGACCGGCCUCUACUGCACACAACGCUGUCCUCUGGGCUUCUAUGGCAAAGACUGUUCCCAGACCUGCCAGUGCAAGAACGGGGCAGACUGCGACCACAUCUCCGGCCAGUGCACAUGCCGCACGGGCUUCAUGGGAAGGCACUGUGAACAGAAGUGUACACCUGGUACCUACGGUUACGGUUGCCGGCAGGUGUGCGAUUGCCUCAACAACUCCACCUGUGACCACAUGACCGGUACCUGCUACUGCAACCCCGGCUGGAAGGGAUCCAGGUGUGACCAAGCUGGUGUGAUCAUCGUGGGCACCCUGAACAGUCUGACCAGCACGGCUUUACCCGUGGACUCUUAUCAGAUCGGGGUGGUGGCGGGCAUCAUUGUGCUGGUGCUGCUGGUGUUGUUCCUCCUCGCCCUCUUCAUCAUCUACCGCAAGAAGCAGAAGGGCAAGGAGCCCGCCAUGCCCGCCGUCACCUACACGCCCGCCAUGCGCGUCAACGCAGACUACGCCAUCGCAGAAACAAUUCCGCAGACCACUGAGGGCCACCCAAAUAGCAACUACUUCUCCAACCCCAGCUACCAUACGCUCACACAGUGUACCAGCCCUCCCCACGUCAACAACCUGCCAUACGGGAAGGCGAAAAACAACCAGCUGAUGGUGAACCUGAAGAACGUGGACCACAGGAAGAGGCUUCCCCUCAUGGACCACACCGGCACGCUGCCUGCAGACUGGAAACAGGGUGGAUGCUUCAACGAACUGGGAGCUUACGGAGUAGACCGUCGGUACAUGGGCAAGUCUCUAAGAGGCCCCUGUCUGUCCAUGUUUGGUUCCCCAGACUUGGUGAAAGGCGCACCGUACCACGCCAGCACCAGCUCCCUCAACAGCUCCGAGAACCCCUACGCCACCAUCAAGGACCCGCCGCUGCUCAUGCCCAAGAACACCGAGUGCGGCUACGUGGAGAUGAAGUCGCCAGCCCGCCGCGACUCGCCCUACGCCGAGAUACACAACUCCAGCCCCACCAACAAGAACGUCUACGAAGUUGAGCCUACAGUGAGUGCUGUCCACUUACCCAGCAGUAGCAACAACAACUGCAACGGGCCCUUCACCCAGGAUCCGUAUGACCUACCAAAGAACAGCCAUGUCCCCAGUCACUACGACGUGCUCCCCACGAGAGACAGCCCGCCAUCGCCGCACAAAGAACUGGAUCUGGAACAGGAGGAGUGAGCUGAGCUCCUAUAGGAGAGACUUGAAAAAAGAGACCUUAAUUAUGCCUGAUGCCGAUUGGCUCUACCAAACCAGUGGCCUUCACUCAUUGGCUGGCAUACUGUGAGCUCCUGUUGUGCAUAUCCUCCAGUGGUUAAUAUAUCCAUUUCUUAUUAUACUUUUUUUCGUUAAUUAAUUUCACUUUUUUGAAGAACAAAAGAAAAAACAAUCUUCAUUAUAAUCAUUCUUGAGCACACUUUUUUAUUUCUUUCAAAGGAGCUAACCAUGGUUGCUCAACCUGGAUUCACUCACAAUCCAUAUUUUCAUUGCGGUCUUCCUCCGAGUAUCCAUGCCAAGAACGAAACACAUAAAACCAGACUAUCAGAAUUGGAUUUAAUUUUUCAAAAUAAGAUUGUUAUUAAUAAAAUAUCUGUUAUGGCUCACGGCCCAGUAAAUCAUUCCAUAUACUGUUAUAUAAAACAUAUCACCUGCCUUUGUUCUUAAAAUAUAGAGUGAGAAUACAAAGCAAACCUCAUUUUAUUUUUGUAAUAAUAAAGAUGAAUGGAAUUCAGUGUUAGAAUUGGGAGAAUACCUAUAAGCUGAAUGUGAGUGUGUUUGAAAUGGUAGACUGAUCUGGUGUGUUUUGGUUUAAUGCGAGUGUAGUCAUGUAUGUGUGUACUGUACACAUAUGGGACUGUUUAUACUCUGUCUUUAGUUAUAUUUCUACAGGUUUUGUCUUAUUAUUAGUCUGCUUGAUCGAUACUAAACCUAACCAAAGGUCAAAGUGCCAUAAGGAGUAUUUUUUCCCUAAUGCUACCAGCUUUUAGCUGGUACCUCAGUACUAAGGCAAUCAGAUGUAGGUCCCCAAUUCAUGUAAAAUCUACAUCCUAGAAAAUCCUGGUCAUCUGUUAAAUGGCACUGCGCUUCUCUGUAAAAAAAAAUGUUCUAUGAAUUAUAAUUCUGUAUGUGUAAAUAGAAUUGAACCUUCAUGGAGGUAUGUCUCCAAUUGUCUUUUAUUUUACGGUUGAUGCUUUGUUAUUCUAAUUCUGUGGAUGUUUCCUUUCACAUCCAAUAUGAUGGUACCAUUACCGUUUAAAAUUGGACAUAAUUUACUUUUAUAGUUAUGUUUAUUCACUCUGCACAUCCCAGUGUCAAGAAUAUGCAGUUUGUAAUUGAACACGAUUGUUUGUGAAUGGCUUUAGACUGAGUUUCACACAGAGAGAUGUUUGUCUGGUGCCAAACAUCACUACGUCUUGCGGUAUGGUCUGUGGACUGAAAUCAAAAGAGAAGUUCUCUAUUUUUUAUUUCAUCAGAAAAAUGAAAUAUUUUAAUCGGCUAUAGUUCCUAUGCUUAAGCUGGCCUUUUGCAUUCUAGUGUGAGAACAGAAGAGAAAGUUUAUCCAUCUUAGAGCUUAGAGGUAGAUUUAUUAGGCGUGUUUCAUUAUAGUGCAACAGGUUAGUCAGUAUAGUUUCAACAAAUACAAUGGGUCCAUCUCAAACCUGUCUGAGCCAGGAAAAGAAAAUUGUCUGUACAAAACAUUGUACAUAGCUGUAAUGAAAGAUUUGCGAAGUUUGUGUGGGGUUUCUGUGUGGAACGAAUGCAUGCAGUAGCCCUAAACACGCAUGCCUUAUACCUAUUCUGUAUAUUACUACGCGGUUGAAUAAUUAUGGUACAUUUGAUUUGGCACUUUGGCCAUGCAAACCACUUACAUUUCUUUAAUCCACAGUUGUUUGAACAGUGUUUUGUCCACCUUGCCAUGUGACUGUUAUUAAAUUGUCUUCCAUGUAGGCCUACCAACAAGCCUGAUACAGUUUACUUUUGCCUUUUUAUAUGCCAAUUGAUACAUGGGUACAUGUUGCCAGUCAGAUCAGUGAGAAAGAUUGACUAUCAGGGGAACUGAGGUUUUCAUCAGUUGUGCUGAUCAGUGUGUAUGUAUUUGUAUAUAGUAGUAUACUUGGGUUUGUUUGUUUUUGUUUUUUUGCCUUCUUUAAUCUGUUUUUCAGUUUUAUUUUGUCAGAGAAACUCACUGAGAAUUGCACAUUUUGUUAUGUUUAUGUUUCCCUCCCCAAAGAAAUUCACAGUAGCAACAUUUGCCUUGGGUUACCAACUUGUUUUCCAGUAGCUUCUGUCUGUGCAAUUUGCUUUACAAUA
Messenger RNA from Engraulis encrasicolus (European anchovy), 5832 nucleotides. RefSeq names its product multiple EGF-like-domains 10 (gene megf10). Gene Ontology annotation, biological process: apoptotic cell clearance. The record is from RefSeq and is a predicted model, not a curated record. The transcript is spliced from 25 exons. Lineage: Eukaryota; Metazoa; Chordata; Actinopteri; Clupeiformes; Engraulidae. The coding region runs from base 277 to 3702 and encodes 1141 amino acids. Gene Ontology annotation, molecular function: protein binding.